Messenger RNA from Acyrthosiphon pisum (pea aphid), 948 nucleotides. Its product is annotated as ubiquitin C-like. Gene Ontology annotation, molecular function: protein binding. The record is from RefSeq and is marked validated. Lineage: Eukaryota; Metazoa; Arthropoda; Insecta; Hemiptera; Aphididae.
UUUUUCUAUAAUUGUCAAUAAAAUGUUAUUUGUUCCGGUUAUUGCAACAUUUUUUUUUUAAAUAUUGUACAUUUUUGAUUCAACAUACAGAUCUUUGUCAAAACUUUGACUGGUAAAACUAUCAUUUUGGAAGUUGAGUCAUCAGAUUCCAUUGAAAAAGUAAAAGCCAAGAUCCAAGAACAAGAAGGCAUCGCCGCACCAGACCAACAACGUUUGACCUUUGCUGGAAAUCAACUAGAACACAGAUGUACUCGUUCUGACUACAACAUCCAAAAAGAAUCUACUCUUCACUUGGUGUUCUGUCUCUGGUGGUAUGCAAAUCUUCAUAAAGAAGACCAUUACAUUGGAAGUGGAAUCAUCUGAUUCCAUUGAAAAUGUUAUGGCCAUGAUCCAAGACAAAGAAGGUAUCCCACCAGACCAACAACUUUUGAUCUUUGCCAGUAAUCAACUUGAAAAAAGGCGCACACUUUCUAACUACAACAUACACAACGGAUCUACCCUUCACUUGGUGCUGCGUCCUCGAGAUGAUAUACAAAUCUUCAUAAAAGAACUUAAUGGAAAGAUGACUAAAUUUAAAGUAAAGACAUCAGAUUCCAUUGAAAAUUUAAGAGCCAAGAUCCAUGACAAACUAGGUAUCAUACCAGACAAACAUCGUUUGAUCUUUGCCGGUCGUCAGCUUGAAAACGGCCGCACACUUUCUAGCUACAAAAUUCACGAUGGAUCUAGGCUUCACUUAGUAAUGCGUAUCCGUGGCUGAGCAGUGAGCACUAUAUUUUAACUCGAUUUAUUAUUUCUAAUUUAUCCAGAAUGUGAACCAAAAAAAGUAUUUUUAAGUUUAAAAUAGUCUCAAUCUUGCUAAACAUUUUUUUUUUUUUUAUCUCAGUUUUCAUUACUAUCCUAACAACGUUUGAGAUGAAAGUCAACAAAUAAACAUAGUUUAACUAUUCA